Messenger RNA from Odobenus rosmarus divergens (Pacific walrus), 1587 nucleotides. Its product is annotated as DNA-directed RNA polymerase III subunit RPC3-like. NCBI's taxonomy places the organism in Eukaryota, Metazoa, Chordata, Mammalia, Carnivora, Odobenidae. The record is from RefSeq and is a predicted model, not a curated record. The transcript has a single exon. Bases 1 to 1587 code for a protein of 528 amino acids.
AUGGCUCGAGCAGAAAUUAAACUUUGCUCUUUGUUGCUGCAAGAGCAUUUUGGAGAGAUUGUAGAAAAAAUUGGAGUCCACCUAAUCAGAACUGGCAGCCAGCCACUGAGAGUAAUUGCCCACAACACAGGAACAUUGCUGGAUCAGGUGAAAAAAGCCCUUUGUAUGCUCAUCCAAUAUAACCUGGUGAUAUAUCAAGUGCAUAAACGUGGUGUAGUGGAGUAUGAAGCCCAGUGCAGCGGGGUGUUGCGAAUGCUUAGGUAUCCCCAGUACAUCUAUACUGCCAGAACACUGUAUAGUGACACUGGAGAGCUCAUUGUGGAGGAGCUGCUAUUGAAUGGCAAAAUGACAAUGUCAACGGCAGACCGACUCACAGAGACUAUGGAGGAUGGCAAGACCAUGGACUAUGCUGAGGUAUCAAACACAUUUGUGCAGCUAGCAGACACACACUUUGUACAGUGUUGCCCGUGGAUGCCUGCCACUGAGAAUUCAGACCCGGGGCCACCGCGACCUGCCCCCAUUCUUGUCAUCAGUGAAAAGGACAUGUACCUGGUUCCUAAACUGAGCUUGAUGGGGAAAGGUAAAAGGAGAUCAUCUGAUGAAGAUGCUGCUGGGGAGCCCAAAGCCAAGAGACCAAAAUAUAGCACAGAUAACAAAGAGCCCAUUCCAGAUGAUGAGAUUUAUUGGCAGGCCAACCUUGACAGAUUCCACCAGCACUUUCAUGACCGAGCCAUUGUCAGCGCAGUUGCCAACAGGAUGGACCAGACCAGCAGCGAGGUCAUGUGGCCCAUGCUUCAGAUGAGUGAGAUUACCACGCCCUCUACUGACCCCUUCACCCAGCCACUGUCUUCCAAUGAGAUCUUCAGAUCCCUACCUGUUGGCUGUAACAUCUCUAAACAAGUUUUCGAUCUGUAUCUCACUCUACUGGCAGAUGGUCCACUAGAGUUUGUUGGAAAGUUUGGCGACGGUGGUGGAGGAAUGUAUGUCAUCAACCUGCAUAAAGCUCUAGGAUCCCUAGCCACAGCCACUCUGGAGUCUGUCAUACAGGAGAGGUUUGGGUCUCGCUGUGCCAGAAUAAUCCGUUUAGUUUUGCAAAAGAAACACCUGGAACAGAAGCAGGUAGAAGACUUUGCAAUGAUUCCAGCAAAGGAGGCAAAGGAUAUGCUUUAUAAGAUGCUCUCAGGAAAUUUCAUAUCACUCCAGGAAAUUCCCAAAACGCCAGACCAUGCCCCAACCAGGACCUUCUAUUUAUACAGUGUGAACAUCCUGUCAGCUGCCCGAAUGUUGCUGCACAGGUGCUACAAGAGUGUAGCCAACUUGAUAGAAAGGAGACAGUUUGAAACCAAAGAGAACAAGCGUCUACUAGAAAAGUCUCAGAGGGUGGAAGCCAUCAUUGCAUCUAUGCAGGCUACAGGUGUAGAGGAGGUACGGCUCCAAGAAAUAGAGGAGAUGAUCACAGCACCCAAACGCCAGCAGCUACAAACCCUGAAGCAUAAUGUCAACAAGUUGGAAGCCAGUGAGAUCCAGGCGGAUGAAACCAUCUUCCUGUUGGAGUCAUAUAUUGAGAGCACCAUGAAGAGACAAUGA